AGCAUCACAUUGCUUUUGACCCAAGUUUGUUCACAAGCUAACUCAUAAACUUGUCAAAAUGGUGCAUCUGAGUGGUGAAGAGAAGGGCCACAUCAACGCCAUAUGGAGUAAGGUGUCCAUUGAUCAGACUGGAGCUGAGGCCCUUGGGAGGUUGCUCACCGUCUACCCCUGGACCUCCAGGUUUUUUGACCAUUUUGGUGACCUGUCCUCUGCCAAGAGUAUCAUGGGAAAUGCUAAGGUCCAGGCCCAUGGCGCUAAGGUGUUGACCUCCUUUGGUGAUGCUGUCAAGAACAUGGACAACCUGAAGGGUACUUUUGCCAAGCUGAGUGAGCUCCACUGUGACAAAUUGCAUGUGGACCCUGAGAACUUCAGGCUCCUGGGGAACGUUCUUGUCAUCUGCCUGACUGAGCACUUUGUCAAGGAUUUCAUCCCUGAAGUUAAGGUUGCCCGGCAGAAACUCAAAGUUGGUGUGGCCAAUGCCUGGCCCAAUAGUACUACUAAUCCCCUACACAUCUGGGAGCUUUCAGCUUGCUGAGUCCACUGUGUUCCAUGCUGUCCAUCUUCUGCACAUGGAAAGAAUGGGGUCUGGCUUUAUGGGCAUAGCAACUGAAAAUAAAUUGCAUUCAGUCCACU
Antechinus flavipes (yellow-footed antechinus) is the source of this 633-nucleotide messenger RNA. Its product is annotated as hemoglobin subunit beta. Gene Ontology annotation, biological process: oxygen transport; hydrogen peroxide catabolic process. The coding region runs from base 59 to 535 and encodes 158 amino acids. Gene Ontology annotation, molecular function: heme binding; haptoglobin binding; oxygen carrier activity. The record is from RefSeq and is a predicted model, not a curated record. The transcript is spliced from 3 exons. Lineage: Eukaryota; Metazoa; Chordata; Mammalia; Dasyuromorphia; Dasyuridae. Gene Ontology annotation, cellular component: blood microparticle; haptoglobin-hemoglobin complex; hemoglobin complex.